AUGCCGUACGGUGGCCGCCGUCGCCGCAGCGAGUGGGACCAUGGCGGCCAGUGGCAGUGGAGGCAAGCAAGCGAUGGAAGGCGACACAGCUCUCGGCGAGACUUCGACGUGCAUCGCGGCGAGCGGCUCCUCAACAAGUACCGUCUGGCUGGAGAGGAGCUUUUCGGCUAUGCCUACGGAGCCCAGGUACCCGAAUUUCAGAGGGUGCCCGCAACCAUGACCGUUUGCACAGAGAGGCCACAUGCGGCCGCUUGCAAUGCGACGAAUACGAUGACGCCAAGCUCCAAUCAGAUGAUGGUGAUGUGCGAUGGAAUCGGGUGGGGAAGCUUCCACGUGCCAGAGGCAGCUCCUGCGUUGCCUCCGCCCAUCAGCCUUGAUUUGCAGUGCAUCAUUGACAACAUGCUCCGUUUUGCAGCACAUGGGGCCUGA
This is a messenger RNA of Symbiodinium sp. CCMP2456, 429 nucleotides long. The record is from the annotation of a GenBank genome assembly. Lineage: Eukaryota; Dinophyceae; Suessiales; Symbiodiniaceae.